AUGGUGUCACAUUCUGAUUCCCCCAUUUUACUAACAAAGUCAUUUUUUGACCUCCGCGAUGAGUGCCACAAUUUAAUAGAUGAAUAUCAGAAGAUAAUUCGUGCGGAAAAUCAUUUUAAGGAUGCACCUUUUCGUCCCUACUCAAAAGUAUUAGCUCAAUUCUACAUAGAAUAUGAAGAAUUAAAACGGUGGCUGUCUAAAGUCAGUGUGCUGUCAUUUCGAAGACAUCCAGCAUGUCUUAGCCGUUCCGAGUCUUAUGUCAGUCAGAACUAUUUUGGGCAUAUGAAAGGUCGAGAUGUUGACUUCGAUCGCUUGUGUUCUCUUGCUAAUCAACUUUUGGAUAUAUCUGGUCAAAGCUGCAAAUCUCCAAUCAUUUAUUCUUCUGAUUCAGUUCAAGAAUCCACUGAGUUUGAUGUUUCCAGUCGGUUUAGAGAAAUUCAAACGUUGUGGGAUGAUGUUACCAGUGCGGUGUACCCAAUGAGCUUUCUUCACGACCCACCACGUACACUUAAAGAUAUUCAGUUGGAUCUAGAAGAAACUGAAGCUAAGUUGUGCUCCAUUGAUAGACAAACUUGUCUGCUUAACGAUAUGAUUAAAUCGCCUAAUGGAAAAUGCGAGAUAACUUCGGCGAUGAUGACAUUAAAGGUUGAACAUGUAUACCUGAAAAGAGCUGUAUCAACUCUUCUUGCCGCUGGAGUUUUACUUUCGCAACUUCACGUAUCCUGUGUUGAACUUGGGUUUUGUUCGUUUUCAGAUGAAGUAUCCAAUUGUCCCAUUAUUAGACUUACCGAAAUUAAAGAUGAACUGCUGCGUAAAAGUUCAUCCCUUUGGAUUAGGCAUGUUGAACUUCGUGAAUUCUGGAAGUGUCGAUCGAAAAUUCGAAGCUCUUUUGAAAGCGGAUUAUCUCGUUCUAGUUUGAGUUUUGGAAAUUUUCGCUCACUAAUUGGAUUGGAUCAUGUAACGGCAAAUAAUCUUCUAUUCCCAUCCUCGUCAGUGGAAGAGUCCACUCCAAAUGGUCUGUAUCCACCAAAACCGUUAGCAGAUGUCUAUCAUUCUGUUUCCUAUCCAAAAUUAGACUCAAAGUUAUGGAAAACGCUUACAGAACAUCUGCAUUUCGAAGUGGAUACCACCCGCAUGCGUGAUUCACAUUCCAGCGUUUAUUCAUUAGGCUGUCCGGAGUCAGGAUUUGCAAGUGAUACUGACUGCCAGCACUUGAAUUCUCAUUUGUCGAAUAACGGUGUUGUUUCCGGUCCAUUCUCAAGUAAUUCACAAAGUUUGAAGUCUCCCUGUUCUCCAUUUCGCGAUAAACUUCGUUCUCAUUCUGUAGACUGUUUACGUACUUCUAAUACAAGUUCUAAUGCUUCUGAAGAAGCAGAUAAAGAUUCCUGCACUGAAUUAUAUCAUCAUGACACCAAUCGUACACCGAUUAAAUCCGUCAAUUAUUCAAUUGAUGAUAACAAAAAGAAUAUAGAUCACGGGGAUGAAGCUUUAUCUAAUCAGUCUCAACGUUCAUUCAGUUUUUACUUUGAACAGAGAAGUUCUUUUGACCAUAUAUCUCAAAAUAGUGGAGAUUCUCGUGCAUCUAGUUACCAUGAUUUGGUUCCUUCAGUUGUUAUUUUAAAUGAUUCCAAGGUGAUAAAUAUACGCUCUUCAUUAGAUCAAAUUCAAUCUACUUUUAACAGUGCAGAGAAUUCAUCCAACAUGCCUGUUGCUUCUGUCACUGUAAGUAAUAAUCAUGAGAUGAGGAGUCAAAAGCUGGAGCUGUCAUCAAACUCUUCGCGUCUUAGUACUUCUGUUGACACUGAAUCUUCAACCACCAUUAAGUCUCGAAGAAAUUAUUCAAUUUCAUCUUCUGAAUUAUGUAUGGAAUAUCAUGAGAAUGCAGAAAAUGAGGAUUUCGAUGAUACCACUUUCUCUGAGUUGAUCCCAUCAACUACAGAAUUCGACUCGAAUUCGCAUUCAUUUGAUGCUGGACAAAAAUCGUCUGAUUUCGUAUCGCCUAUGAAUUCUCCAAAUUAUCAUGAUAUUAAUGAUCAUGAUGGUGGUGAUGAUAAUGGUGUUGUUGAUAGUCAUCGAACCGCUAAAAUCCCUAGUUUUAAUAAUGUUGGUGAUGGAAUGUGUCAUAAUGUAAACCCAAGUGGUAUUCAAGCGACCGAUGACAAUCAUGACACGUCAGUUGAUGGACUAGAAUGGGAUCAUUUAGGUGAUAUACGAGGUGUAAAGUCUAGUUUACAAGAUAAAUGCUAUUGUACUUCAUCGUCUCCAAUACAUAACAAUGGAUCAGUUGAUGGAUUGACUCGGACGUCAUCACCAUGCAGAGUAAAUGGAAAAGUUUCCUCUGAUGUUGACUGUUUUUCGUUAACACUUGCUGCUGAAGCAGCUGAAGCCCUGAUAUCUCCUCGUACACAACAGAAUGAAGCACAGGUUCGACGUCGUCGUAGUCGAGCUACUAUUGCCUCACGUAGAAAAUCGCAUACGGAAGUGAUUGUCCCUCAUUCUACACCUCACACUGAAGUAUGUUCUAGUCCAAACAACUAUUGCUCAUCUCCAAAACUAGUAAUAUCUAAAGAGCAAAGUAUUAAAGUUCAUCUGUGUGAACCAGUUGUCUCUAAAGUUGAUUCGUCUGUUGCCGUAACGUCUAAACCCUUGAUACAGGAAGAAAAACAUUCCAGUUACUUAAAUUUGGUAACUCUUGGUAACAGAAGUGUCUCUUAUGAUGCAGCUGAUCUUUCAAUGAUUUGUGAAGAUGACAUACUUGCCCUGAUUUCAUCAAUACGUUGGGAUGCACUUCCGCUUAUCGGAUUAUUAUCACGUCUAGAGGGAAAUUCUGUAUUCGAGGCGGUUGAAUCGAAGUAUGUAAGAAAUUGUGAAAAUCAACUCUCUGUACAACUGGAAGAUGAACGUCGACAACUGGAUAUUGAUAAGAGUUAUCUUACGCAUUUCGAUAAGCGCCUUACUCAUUGGACUAAUACAAUGGAAACAUUACGUUCUCAGGCGUUGAUGAUUUCCUCACCGAACAAGGUAAUAAAUGCAGAAACGGAAUUAAACACUACUACUUUAUCUGUUACUGUCAAUACCUUCAGUGAUUGGUUAUCAGCUCUCAAAGCAAGACUUACAAUGGCCUUUUCGAUUUUACAAUGGCGUACAUCAGUUUUCGAUCAUUUAGUAGGUCAAAGUCAUGAUGCUAAUCUAUCAUUGUUGGCAAUGAAACAGCGUGUUCAUACAUCGAUACAAAGAGCUCAAGAAACAAUAAAAUCAUGCAUAGAAUCUUAUGAUAAUAAGUUUACACAAUCUUUGAAUGCUACUGAUGGUGAUAUCAGGGAUGGAUCAGAUGAAUUUCACUGUUGUCUAACUAUAUCUUCCAGCCAAUCACCCAAUGAAGUAUUAAAUACGUUAGAAGAAUUACGCAAUUUAAACGAAAACUUGUGGAAUAUUCAAUCACGUUUGGGUUCUUGUUAUCUAUUCGAUGAUUUCUGGAGAUUUUCAUUUCAUUCAAAAAUGCCUCAACAACAACAACACCGUGAUGAUGAUGAUCAAAGCUUACCUUAUCAAGGGAAUAGAAAUGAUGCAUUCAUCAAUCGAAAUCUUUCAUUGAACUAUUCAGUUUCCAAUCUAAUCCAACUGUCUUGCACACUUCGUCAACAAGUUUUAAACACAAUUCGUAGUCUGGAAUCAGCUAUGCUGAUAAAGUCAAACAAUCUGCUGACAUUUAAAAAAGAAGUAUCCUAUGCUGCUCAAAAGCAUGAAUUAAUUCAUUCCUCAAGUUAUUAUAUUGAAGAGAAUUAUAAUGAUGAAAGAAUUGAUGGUAGUAGUAGUAGUCCAAUUGCAUGUAAUGGCGAUGAUGGUGGAUCAAUGAUUGAAUUGAAUUUAAAUCGCCUAAUCGAGUAUCUCAUUUCUUUUCAACAUUCUAAUGCUAAAAAUUCAAUUUGGUAA
Messenger RNA from Trichobilharzia szidati, 3933 nucleotides. Lineage: Eukaryota; Metazoa; Platyhelminthes; Trematoda; Strigeidida; Schistosomatidae. The record is from the annotation of a GenBank genome assembly.